AAUAUUUUGAGAAUAAAUAAUAAUAAUAACAGAAAAAAUUUGAGGUAAACAAUAAAACUUUUUACUGUUUUACUUUCUUAAACCACAAAUUAAUUUUUCCGAAAUAACAUCACUAUUUUUUUUAUUAUUAUUAGUAAGUAAUGAAAUCCAUAAGAUUAGCAAUAAAAGAAAGAAAAAAAAGAGACAAAGGUUGCCGAGUUGCAGACAAGUGAACAGCGUGUCUAGUAGUUUGAUUCAUCAUCAUCAUCGUAUUCGUAUUCAUAAUCGUAAGUAAAGUGUGUCUAUUCCCCAAUACACGUCCACUUAAACACCUGUACUGUUCUGUUCUGUUCUGCCUUUUGUUCUUUUUCGUUACAUUCGAAAAUCCCAAACAUUUUUCAAGUCCCAUUUAUUAAAUUAAUAAAUUUGCCUUUACAACAUUACAUCUCAUCAGUCAUCUUAAUAUUAAUAAACCCCACCACGGAGGUAGAUAGAUAGAGACCCAUAAUACACCCGUUAAUACAGAAAGUGAGAAACUGUUGAAAGGCAUGGACGUUUUUGAGUUAUUUCAACCCAAAACCAAAAGUCUUGUUCUUUCCUUCCACCUUUCUCCGAUCCAUUAAUUAAACAACAGCCUUUUGUCCAUUUGUAGCUCUGGGGGUUUGUAAAUAUUGGUAAAGUUAUUUCCUUUUUGAGACUAAUAGUAAGGUUGUUGAGGUUUGGCUGGAGAUGAAGGAGCCCGAGGAAGAAGAACAGCCUGCGUUCGAGAUUGGGGUAGUGGUUCCGAAGAGGAAUAAUGUGAAGGCAGAGGAUUUGAAUUUUGAUUCUGUGGAGGUUCUUGUACGUGAAUUUAGGAAACUGGGUCUUAUAGUUGAGAGAGUCAUUGGGGUUGCUGAUGAGUUUCUCAAGUUAGCUGCGCCUUUGGAGACUUUGGGGAGAGCGGCAGUCAGUUUGCAAAUAAAGAAACGAACCCAUAUUGGAGUGGAUUUGCAAUUUGAAUGGGAAGAGUUUGAAGCUUUUGUGAGACAACCUGAUGGUUCAUUGUUCAGUUGGAGUGAGCGGUUUCACUGCUAUCAGCACUUAAUUUAUAGAAUUGAGAAUAAGAGCCAGUCAGCUAUAAUACUAAAACAUGAUGGUAAGGAAUUACAGUGGGAAAUCGGGGAAUGUUUGCUGCAGAAGUUGAAGUCGGAGAGCAUUGUUAAAGAUGUCUUUCCAUUGCAUGAUGAAAUAAAGAGAAAGAAACUCAUUCACAGUUGGGCCUUACAUUGGCGGGACUUCACAAGGCAGCCGAUAGAUGAGAUUUACUCGUAUUAUGGGACGAAGAUUGCAGUCUAUUUUGCUUUCCUUGGAAUGUAUACAAGAUGGUUGCUGUUUCCAGCUUUCUUUGGUCUUACGUUGCAGAUCAUUGAUUUCGGGUCAUUGCAGUUACUGGUGCUUCCCAUUUUCUUCAUAAGCAUUAUACUAUGGGCAAUCAUGUUUUCCCAGUUCUGGAAACGUAAAAAUGCUGCCCUAUUGGCCAGAUGGCAAAUUAGUUAUCCGAUUGGAGCUGAUGAUGGAUGUAAAAUUUUGGGCAUGGAGUGGGGUUCCUUACAGUCACCUAUAGAAAUUAUAAGAAAAUGGGGAACUGACAACACAAAAGAGAAAGAAGUUUUCCAAAGGAAUGAGUGGUUUGGACGAAUAAAGAGAUUCAGAAAUGAUGCUUUCGUAAUCUUAAGUAUUAUAUGCCUCCAAUUGCCAUUUGAAUUGGCCUAUGCUCAUACUUACGAGGUUAUGGAGUCUGAUCUUUUGAAAUUUGGGCUUACAACUAUUUAUCUUUUUGCCAUUCAAUAUGUUACACAAAUCGGCGGUAAGAUCUCUGUCAAGCUCAUUAUGCAUGAAAACAAUGAAAACACAGAAAAAAGAGCUGACAGCUUAGUGUACAAGGUUUUUGGUCUGUAUUUUAUGCAGUCAUAUAUUGGUAUUUUCUAUCACGCGCUACUGCACCGCAGUUUCUUAACUCUCCGCCAAGUCUUGAUACAGCGCCUCCUUGUGUCUGAGGUGUUGGAAAACCUGUUGGAGAAUUCUUUACCUUAUCUUAAAUAUAGUUAUAAGAAAUAUAGAAUCAGACGCAAGAAAAAACAAGAGAAGGGAUCACCAUGUGGGAAGAUUCUAUUUUCUUCCAGAGUAGAGAAAGAGUAUUUGAAACCUUCUUAUUCUGCAAGCAUAGGCGACGAGCUUGAAGAUGGACUCUUUGAUGACUUUUUGGAGUUGGCAUUGCAGUUUGGACUGAUCAUGAUGUUUGCUUGUGCAUUUCCACUGACAUUUGCCUUUGCUUUUCUGAACAACAUCACUGAAAUCAGAACAGAUGCAGUAAAACUGCUUACCAUGUUUAGGAGGCCUGUUCCUCGUGCUGCCGUAACUGUUGGAGCUUGGCUGAACAUUUUCCAGUUUCUGGUUGUGAUGUCAAUAUGCACCAAUUGCGCACUUUUAGCAUGGUUAUACGAUCAGGAAGGAAAAUGGAAAAUAGAACCCGGACUUGCUGCUAUCCUUAUCAUGGAACAUGUUCUCCUCCUGAUAAAGUUUGGAUUUUCUCGUUUUGUUCCUGAGGAACCGGCGUGGGUGAAAGCUAACCGAAUGAAGAAUGCUACGCAGGCUCAGAACAUGUGUUCUAAGCAGCUUUUGCGGACCAUGUCUGGAGGAGAGAGGGCAUUUGCUCAAGGAAAAAAUUCGAAUCGGGGGAGUAAAAAUGUACCCUCAUCUGAACCCAUUCAAGAAGAUCUUUAAACUAACAAUAGUAUGGAAGAAUCAGAUAUUUCAGUUGUCAUGAAGGUGUAGUUUUUAUCUAGAAGAACGCCUUUAAUUUAAAGAGAUCUUUAUAUGUAUACAUAGUCUUGGUUUUGUUCAUAGCUAAAUUAUCUACUAUGAUAAUAUCAUAUAUAGGAUAGAUCAUUUAAGGGAUUUGCCCAAGUUUCUUACCACUAACCCAAUGAAAAAGGGAGCUCAUUCAGAAUCAGAAGGUGCUCUAAAACAGCUUAUCCGAACCAUUUUUAGAGGAGACACAGGCAUUUGGAUAAGUUAAAGAUUAAUGGUUGAUUCACAUCAUCAUGUCAUAUGAACAAAUUAUUAUAUGGUUGAAUUGCUUUUGCCUAUGUAAGUUUUGACAUUUCUUGAGACCUGUUGUAUCAAUCAAUACAAUUUUUUUUGUA
Molecule: messenger RNA, 3164 nt
Organism: Cannabis sativa
Lineage: Eukaryota; Viridiplantae; Streptophyta; Magnoliopsida; Rosales; Cannabaceae
Product: anoctamin-like protein At1g73020
Exons: 16
Coding region: 709-2742 (677 amino acids)
Biological process (GO): chloride transmembrane transport
Molecular function (GO): chloride channel activity
Source: RefSeq, a predicted model, not a curated record